This is a messenger RNA of Leishmania braziliensis MHOM/BR/75/M2904, 2487 nucleotides long. RefSeq names its product putative protein kinase. The coding region runs from base 1 to 2487 and encodes 828 amino acids. Gene Ontology annotation, molecular function: MAP kinase kinase activity; ATP binding. The record is from RefSeq and is a predicted model, not a curated record. Gene Ontology annotation, biological process: MAPK cascade; protein phosphorylation. The transcript has a single exon. Lineage: Eukaryota; Euglenozoa; Kinetoplastea; Trypanosomatida; Trypanosomatidae.
AUGCGUGCAAAGCGUCCGCUCCGUACGUCGGGCCCGUGCUUCGAUCUGACCGGGCUCAUGGAUCACGCAGCCCCUGAGCUACAGGUUCAGCAGAAGAAUGAGCAGGAGCUCAACAAGUUCUUUAUCGAUGUGGAUGACAACACAGUUUCGCCAAUGAUCACAACAGAGCCGUGCUUUCACAAGGCGAGCGAUUCGAGCCUGUCGAACACUAACUCCGCGGUCAACUCGACGGCGCUGGAGGUGGCAGGCAAUGGUGGCAGCAAGUCUGUGGAAUGCAGGGCGAAAGGUGGUGGUGAAUCAGGUGCCGUCGCUGGUGCUUCCGGUUGUCUGUCGCCGGCGACGGUGUCGGCACAAAACGAGGCCAAAUUUAUUCACGUUAACAACACGAACAUCUUCGUACUGAUUGACGGCAUCUCGAUGUUUGUGGAGGGAAAGAGCACUUUUACUGGAACGGAAGAUGCACGGCUGCUGGUAGAGCGACUACGGCGAAAGAAACUUGCCCGUUCUGUGGACACAGUGGAGGAGGCCAUCUUGAACAUUGAAAUGUCGGCUGGCCACGGUGUCCGCGAUGGGACAGUUCCAGCGCCACGAACCGCCUCUUCUAGCCCCCCCGCUGUGGAAGCGCCUGCAUCGCUAAUGCCGUCUACCACGAGCUCUCCCUUACUUACAGCACCGUCGCCUCACAAGGCUGUCGCCCUAGCUUCCCUAUUUGUGCCGCAGCCCCCCGCGAAAUCGGUCCCCCUCGCGAAUCCCUGGGCGUCCCUGUUUGAAGACGCCAAGAUGCCAUCUGGCUCGCCGCUGUUUCGCAACUCUACCGCCAAGUCUCUCGCCAACAUCAGUAGCAGAAGCUGUUCUCCCGUGCAGGGCAUGCUGCUGUGUGAUAGCACCGCAACAGGUACCUCGUUGUCUUCUCCCAUGACAACAUUGUCCCCUGGAACGGCAGCCACCUCAACAUCAGCGCUCUCUCCCACCGCUGUCUUUAACGCCGCUGCUCGCCCUCCGUACUCCGUGAGCUUCCCCAGUCUGCGUCAUCAGGACAGCUCGUCAUCCCUCGUGUCAAUGGCUUCGGGUGCCGGCUAUCGAAACAGCGGGCACGCCAGUCGCAGCGCCGCAGUGCGGCGGACAAAGCAGAUAUCCGUGGAGGAAAUUGGCCACAGCAACUGCUCGCUUGAUAUGGAUGAUGUAGUGGUUGAGGAGAUGAUUGGCAAGGGCACCCAAGGCACGGUGUUCCGCGUCCGCGUGGAUGGCAAGUUGUACGCACUCAAGUGCAUGAACAUUGACGAGGCAAUGAAUGCGACAAACGACGUAGAGCGGCAGGGACGCAAGAAAGGACUCGUGAAGGAGUUGACCAUGAUCACACUGCAGCGAUCGCGUCCGCCGCCAGCGCACCUCAUGCAGAUGUUCAACGCUGUGGCCUCGCUGGAUGCAGAGAAGAAGCAGCUGAGCAUCCUGAUGGAACUCAUGUCCUUCACAGUGGAAGACAUUCAGCAGAUGAUCUCUCGCAUCCCUAGCGAGGAGUUGAUGCGGGUGACGCAGUCGACCUUUCGGAACUACAUGUCCGGCGACCCGUCAUCGAAGCAGACCAUGAAGGAAUGCUGCAAGAACCAGGCUCUCUACGGCUCUCCGCGGCAUGUGCUGGGUCGCAAUACGUAUAAAGAGCCCGCUGCAUGGGAGAGGAGCGUGAAACGGGAAACACCGAUGCCGGAGGUGUUUCUCUCAAUGCUGGCACGGGACGUGUUAAUGGGGCUAAAUGAGCUGCACACCGACUACUUCAUUAUUCACUGUGAUCUGAAGCCCGCCAACGUGCUCCUCUGCUAUGACAAGCAGAAGUUUAAGCUGGCCGACUUUGGAUGCGGCUGUGUGAUGGAAGACCGGCAGCACGUCGAGCGUCGAGGCAUCGACCUCGGCACAAUGCUGUACAAGGCACCAGAGCGAUUUGCGGCGAACAUUUUACACCGCGUCGCUGACGGCGGCGCCGGCGAGGCGGUGGUGGAAUUCACGGCCAAGGCGGACGUGUGGUCCUUGGGCAUUAUGUUAAUGGAGUUGGCGGCUGGCGUUCACCCCUGUGAUCACUUCAAGUCUGACUUCUGGAACUACGGAGGGAAGUUGAAGCUCUCCAAGAUGAACAAGCCGCUCAACUGGUCGGAGGUAUUCUACGACUUCAUUCUACGCAGCGUUUGUGUCGAGGAGUCGAUGCGGUGGUCUGUGCAGCAGCUGCUGAAACACCCGUUUGUCGUCAAGUUUAACCACGUGCCGCGAGAGAAGCUGAAGCAGUUUGUGCAGCGCCUGGAGGUCGACAGCAAGACUUUCCACAAGCGCCAGCAGAGCGAGCUGCUCAAGGAACAGAUCUUGCUUAGCACGACACGUCGGCACAAGGACACGUUCCAGUUGGAGAGCAAGAAGAUCUGGUCGACGUAUACCGCCUACUUGAAGCAUGCGCCCCCCACCAAGGACCAGACCAUAUUUCCAGAGCUGCGGUACACGUAA